Molecule: messenger RNA, 1085 nt
Organism: Pterocles gutturalis (yellow-throated sandgrouse)
Lineage: Eukaryota; Metazoa; Chordata; Aves; Pterocliformes; Pteroclidae
Gene: NMT1
Product: N-myristoyltransferase 1
Exons: 8
Biological process (GO): N-terminal peptidyl-glycine N-myristoylation
Cellular component (GO): cytoplasm
Molecular function (GO): glycylpeptide N-tetradecanoyltransferase activity
Source: RefSeq, a predicted model, not a curated record
GAGAAGUGGUGAACACCCACGGUCCCGUUGAGCCAGACAAAGACAACAUCCGUCAGGAGCCAUACACCCUGCCCCAGGGCUUCACCUGGGAUGCCCUGGACCUUGGGGACAGAGGCGUGCUGAAAGAGCUGUACACACUUCUGAAUGAGAACUACGUGGAGGAUGAUGACAACAUGUUCCGCUUCGAUUACUCCCCUGAGUUCCUGCUGUGGGCACUGCGUCCUCCGGGCUGGCUGCCGCAGUGGCACUGUGGAGUCCGGGUUGUCUCCAGCAAGAAGCUGGUUGGAUUUAUCAGCGCGAUUCCAGCCACUAUCCACAUCUACGACACAGAGAAGAAGAUGGUAGAGAUAAAUUUCCUGUGCGUCCACAAGAAGUUACGCUCCAAACGGGUGGCUCCAGUUCUGAUCCGCGAGAUCACGCGGCGGGUUCAUCUGGAGGGGAUCUUUCAGGCUGUUUACACAGCGGGAGUGGUGCUGCCAAAGCCUGUGGGGACUUGCAGGUACUGGCACCGGUCCCUGAAUCCUCGGAAACUCAUCGAGGUCAAAUUUUCCCACCUGAGCAGGAACAUGACUAUGCAACGCACCAUGAAGCUUUACCGGUUGCCCGAGACUCCCAAGACCCCUGGCUUGCGGCCGAUGGAGCACAGAGACAUCUCCGCAGUGCACAAGCUCUUGACCGAGUACCUGAAGCAGUUCCACCUGACGCCCGUCAUGAGCCGCGAGGAGGUGGAGCACUGGUUCCUACCUCAGGAGAACAUCAUCGACACCUUCGUGGUGGAGAGCGCCCCAGGAGAGGUGACAGACUUCCUGAGCUUCUACACGCUGCCCUCCACCAUCAUGAACCACCCGACUCACAAGAGCCUGAAAGCUGCUUACUCCUUCUACAAUGUUCACACCAAGACACCGCUCAUCGACCUCAUGAGCGAUGCGCUCAUACUUGCCAAGUCGAAAGGAUUCGACGUCUUCAAUGCACUGGAUCUCAUGGAAAACAAAACCUUCCUGGAGAAGCUGAAGUUUGGGAUCGGGGACGGGAACCUGCAGUAUUACCUGUACAAUUGGAAGUGUCCCAGCAUGGCACCAGAGAAG